This is a messenger RNA of Colletotrichum abscissum, 1041 nucleotides long. RefSeq names its product methyltransferase domain-containing protein. The transcript has 9 exons. The record is from RefSeq and is a predicted model, not a curated record. Bases 1 to 1041 code for a protein of 346 amino acids. Lineage: Eukaryota; Fungi; Ascomycota; Sordariomycetes; Glomerellales; Glomerellaceae. Gene Ontology annotation, molecular function: methyltransferase activity.
AUGGCCGAUAGCGUCGAUACGCGAGAGGCCAGCGCGCCGGCAGAACAAACCCCUCACGUUGCUGCGCCUGCUCAGCCGCACGUCGUGCCUUCUCAUUAUCCUCCUCAAGAAGUCGAAGCCUCCAGGGCAAGCUCCCUGAGCUCACUACGGUCGAGCAUUCGCCAGUAUCGGAAAGAGAAUGGGCGGAGGUACCACGCUCUCAGCGAUGGAACUUAUAUCCUGCCCAACGACGAGCGCCAACAAACAGACCUCACACAUCACCUUUGGCGCUUGACGUUUGACGGCAAGUUGUGCAUGUGCCCAAAGGUCAUGGGCGCCAAGGCGGUCCUGGAUAUCGGAACCGGGACUGGCAUUUGGGCGAUAGACUACGCCGAAUCGCAUCCCUCAGCAACCGUUGUUGGCGUCGAUUUGAGUCCUAUUCAACCUGGUUUUUUCGAAGUCGACGAUAUCGAAAAGGACUGGACAUGGUCCACGAAAUUCGACUUCAUUCACAUCCGACACAUGAACUCGGCUAUCGCGGAUUGGGAAAGGCUUCUCAGACAAGCCUAUGACAACCUCGAACCAGGAGGCUACGUCGAAAUGACGGACAACUGCUUCCCCCUCCAAUGCCAAGACGGCACAAUGGACCCCAAGUCCCCCGUGGCCGAGUGGUCGACCCUCCUCAUGGAGGCCUGCGACCGCAUGGGCCGUCCCGUCACCGUCCCCGCGCUCUUCAAGAACCUGCUCCUCCGCGCCGGCUUCGUCGACGUGGUCGAGGCCCACCGCAUCUGGCCGCUGCACGACUGGCCCAAGAACGACCACCUCAAGGAGAUUGGGCGCUAUUCGCAGGAAAGCAGCCUGCAGGGGUGCGAGGCGUCGGCGCUGGCGCUCUUCACGCGCGUACUGGGGUGGACGCGCGACGAGACGUUGGUGUUUUGCAGCGGGGUGAGGAAGGAUUUGCAUAAUCGGAAUAUUCACGCGUACUGGGAUAUAUACUGCGCUUUUGGUAGGAAGCCUUUUGAUGAGCCGUCGUCUGAGUCGGAACCGGAAUCGGAGCAAUGA